This is a messenger RNA of Lolium rigidum, 949 nucleotides long. RefSeq names its product short-chain dehydrogenase TIC 32, chloroplastic-like. Bases 1 to 948 code for a protein of 315 amino acids. NCBI's taxonomy places the organism in Eukaryota, Viridiplantae, Streptophyta, Magnoliopsida, Poales, Poaceae. The record is from RefSeq and is a predicted model, not a curated record. The transcript has 8 exons.
AUGUGGUGGUUCUAUCGGAAAGGCCCAUCGGGCUUCGCCGGCGCCUCCACGGCCGAAGAGGUCACCGCCGGCACCGACGGUCGAGGCUUGGUCGCCGUCAUCACAGGUGCGUCGAGCGGCAUCGGACGGGAGACGGCGCGCGUGCUGGCGCUGCGCGGCGUGCGCGUCGUCAUGGCCGUCCGCGACGUCUCCGCGGGGAUCAUGGCCAACGAGGCCAUCCAGGCCGAGCUCCACGGCGGCGCGGAGGUGGACGUGCUGCAGCUGGACCUCAGCUCCAUGGCUUCGGUGAGGAGAUUCGCCGACGAUUUCGGCUCUCUGAACCUGCCCCUCAACAUCCUCAUAAACAACGCUGGGGUCAUGACGAGGGACUGCACGCGUUCCUGCGACGGCCUGGAGCUGCACUUUGCGACGAAUCACAUCGGACAUUUUCUUCUCACAAACCUCUUGCUGGAGAACAUGAAGAGCGCCAGCCGGAACAGUGGCAUCCAAGGAAGGAUCGUCAACGUAUCGUCCGCGGGGCAUAUCAUGACCUACCCUGAAGGCAUAUGUUUCGACAAACUGCACGACCCUUCAGGCUUCAGCAGCUUCAUCGCUUAUGGCCAGUCCAAGCUUGCAAACAUCCUGCACUCAAAUGAGCUAUCUCGAAUUCUCAAGGAAGAAGGGGUGAACAUUUCAGCAAACACGGUCCAUCCCGGUGUCAUCGCGACAAGCCUCUUCAAGAAUAGGACUAUUGUCAACGCUCUGAUGAACACCCUUGGAGGAAUCAUAAGCAGAAGCGUUGAACAGGGUGCUGCAACGACAUGUUAUGUGGCGAUGCACCCUCAAGUGCAGGGGAUAACUGGUGGAUAUUUCGGCAACUGUAAUAUAGCCAAGCCAAGCUCGCAAGGAGUAGAUGCAGAGUUGGCGAAGGAGUUGUGGAAAUUUAGCUUGCAGAUAGUGUCUUCUUGAU